AAAUCUCCACCAAUCCUCGUCCCUUCCUCUCUCUCUCUCUCUCUUCGUCUCUUUCUCUCGCAUUACAGCAAGAAUCCUCGCCGAAAUCUUUCCCUUUUUCCUUGCCUUUCCUUCGCUUCUCUCUCUGCGGCCGCGCUCGCCAGGGGGGCUGCCUUGUACUGCGAGAGGCGUCGCAGAGAGAGACCCGGCCGAGAUCUCCCCUCUCUCGCCCGGCGUUUUUUGCGGUUCUUUGCGUUUUUCUUUUUGUUUUUUCCCUCGUGUUUGACGAUUCCCAUCUGGGUUGGUAGCGGGCUCGACCGAGAUCGGACGAGGAGGAAAAUAUGGAGGUCUACAGGUUCUCGCACGGCGUGCUGGCCGCCAUUGCGGCCCUCGUCAUCGCCAUUGCGUUGCCCACCGCCCAGGCCCAGUCCCGCGCCCCGGCACCCGCGCCCGCCAGCGACGGAACAUCGAUCGACCAGGGAGUGGCAUAUGUGCUCAUGUUGGUGGCUCUGGUGCUCACUUACCUCAUUCACAAUGCAGACAUCUCGUCCACCUUCUAAGCCUAUGGAUUGGUGUACCGGCGUUGGGUCAUUUGGGUUUUAGUCAGGGGAUGCUUAAAGUAGAUCCUUGGUUUGGAAAAUUUUUCUUCUCCUUAAAAUCUUUUGUCAUGGAUUCUUGUGUAUGAAAGUGGUGUUCCAACUUGACAAUUCUUCUGUUGGACGGUGGAAGUGCUUGUCAAUUUUCUCCGAGGUUAGCUAAUGCGAUGUAUGAUGCUUCUCUAGCAUUUUCAUUUCCC
Eucalyptus grandis is the source of this 775-nucleotide messenger RNA. RefSeq names its product arabinogalactan protein 41-like. NCBI's taxonomy places the organism in Eukaryota, Viridiplantae, Streptophyta, Magnoliopsida, Myrtales, Myrtaceae. The coding region runs from base 321 to 539 and encodes 72 amino acids. The transcript is spliced from 2 exons. The record is from RefSeq and is a predicted model, not a curated record.